Vespa mandarinia (Asian giant hornet) is the source of this 4125-nucleotide messenger RNA. RefSeq names its product proto-oncogene like protein Myb (gene Myb). The record is from RefSeq and is a predicted model, not a curated record. NCBI's taxonomy places the organism in Eukaryota, Metazoa, Arthropoda, Insecta, Hymenoptera, Vespidae. Gene Ontology annotation, cellular component: nucleus. Gene Ontology annotation, molecular function: DNA-binding transcription factor activity, RNA polymerase II-specific; RNA polymerase II cis-regulatory region sequence-specific DNA binding. Gene Ontology annotation, biological process: regulation of DNA-templated transcription.
UAUCUAUCUCUCUCUCUCUCUCUCUCUCUUUUUCUCUCUCUCUCUCACACACACACACAACUACGAAACGAACGAUGAACUGUGAAACUCGUAAAGUAAUCAAUUACCGGUAACACAACGAGGGAAAAUAAAAUAAAAACGGUGUACUCAUUGAUUGAUCAAUCGAUAUUCGAAAAAGUAAAAGUGUUAGAGAGAGAGAAAAGAGAGAGAGAGAGAGAGAAAGAGAGAGAAAGCUAAGUAGAAAGAGAAAGAGAGAAUAUCCGCGAAAUUGCAACGAAGGUACUAACUUAUGUACUAGCGUGAAAGAAAAAAAUAGGAACUAUCAUCAUCAUCAUUGUCGUCGUCGUCGUAGUUGUGCCGGCGCGUCCAUCUAUCGAUCUAAAGUGUCGAGAGUGGUAUGUCGUCGUCGUAAUCGUCAUCGUCGAUCGUAGUUGUGUCUGUAAGUUGACCAAUUGCCCUCCGAGCGAAGAGCAUAUACUAUCAUGAAGGGUGGUGCUAAACGGUUAUAACUCGUCGUCUAAAGGGGCAAGGAGACCACGGUGGAGGGUGUGUAGUGGGGGAGAAAGGAGAAAGAUAGAUAGAGAGGCCUAGAAAGAGAGAGUAAUAGAGAGAGAGAGAGAGAGAGAGAGACGUGCAGUAGUCUGCUGCUUGCCGCUGCUGUUGCUUGCUGUUGCUGCUGCUGGUGUGCACGCGAAUCGAUAAAAAGAGAAGCCGAGGUGGGAGCUAUUGGUUGUCAUCGUUUCAAGCACGUUUUUAUUACCACGCCGGAAGUUAACCUCUCUAACAGUGACAGAGCGAGCGUCUAUCCUCGGCAGUCGCCAUUUUUUUUCUCUUGCAUCGCUUAAGAGAGAGAGAGAGAGAGAGAGAGAGAGAGAAAGAGAAAGAGAGAGUGAGAGAGUGACAGAGACGAAAAGUAUAAUUAAUAAAAAAUAACUGCGUAAUACACGAAAGAGAGAGAGAGAGAAAACAAAGGAAGUACGAAGAGAUAUAUAUAUAUACAUAUAUACAUAUAUACAUACGUAUAUUUCCAUAUAUACAGACGAUACGACACGGUUCUUUUAUAAACAUGGCCGAUCCCUAAGAGAGAGAGUGAGAGAGAGAGAGAGAGACAGAGACAGAGAAAGAAAAAAUCGGCGGCAUAUGCGUUUGAGUGAGUGAGUGAGUGAGUGAGUGUUUGUUUGUGUCGGCGCCCACUCACUUAAUACUUAGAAGUGCUGUGCGAUUAAUCUUUCCUCGUCCGAGGAAGAUACGAUUGAUAGAAAAGGAUAAAACGACAUAUUGAAAGGAGUGGGAGGAGAGGGAAGAGAGAAUGGACGGCCUGCCAAGGGGGUUGUUGGUGCCAGUGAAGGCCGUCGACGUGAACACCUAUAAUUCAUCAUUUUAUUCGCCACCACCGACCGAAGCAUCGCGAUCCGGCUACGAUUCUAGCAGUGGUGAAGAUUCCGAAAACGAGUAUGGUACUGGUAUCGCUCGGGCUAACAGCAGUCAAUCACAAAAUAAUCCUGGCAACUCGAACGUCAACUCUCAGGGUCAAGGGAAACAUAUCAAUAAGGGUCGUUGGACGAAGGAAGAGGAUGCUUUGUUGAAGCAGCUGGUCAGUAACGCUGAACAGAAUGGAUUACGAUGGGACAAUAUAGCUGCUCAUUUUCCCGAACGGAGCGACGUUCAAUGUCAACAAAGAUGGGCGAAAGUAGUAAAUCCGGAAUUAAUCAAGGGCCCUUGGACCAAGGAGGAGGACGAAAAAGUUGUCGAGCUAGUUGAAAGAUAUGGCCCUAAAAAGUGGACCCUUAUCGCGCGACAUCUGAAAGGCCGUAUUGGCAAACAGUGUCGUGAAAGAUGGCAUAAUCAUUUGAAUCCGGGAAUUAAGAAAACCGCGUGGACCGAGGCGGAGGAUAAGAUAAUAGUUGAGGCACAUCGUAGAGUCGGUAAUCAGUGGGCAAAAAUCGCUAAACUUUUGCCCGGGAGAACUGAUAAUGCGAUUAAGAAUCACUGGAAUAGUACAAUGAGGAGAAAGUAUGAAGCUGAGGAAGGAAGAUGCACCGUUGGUACUCGAGGAAGAGGUAGGAGGAAAGCGUCGGAAACUAUAACGACCCGAAAGGAUCUUAUCUCAAUGGACGAAGAAAUGUGUAUUGGAAAUGGAAGAACGAAGAGUGCGUCUAGCAGUAACGACAAUGGUUUAAUUUUAUCUACGAAUAAUACUAACUCCACACAAUCGGUAAAGAUGGAAUCUUUAGAUUGGGUUGGUGUGUGGGAGCAACAGAACAAUGGACAUUCGUAUAUUCAUUCCGUGCAAGAACGUGGUGAACGGAGUAAUACGAAAGAAAGGGAGAUCGAAUCCUCCUCUUCUUCUACUAAUAGACGAACGGAUCCUUCUUCGAGAGUAAAAACGGAAGAUAUUUCGCCGUUUACAAAAUAUUUCGGUAUGGAACUGCAAAAUGAAACUGUGGAUUCAAGGAACGCUGAGAUAAGAUUACUUCCAAUGCCCGACUUGGAAGAGACCUCGACUCAUCUAACUGAAAGAGAGAAAAGCAGUCCUCCGCCGAUAUUGCGUAGACGACGAAAUAUUCAAACGAUACCACAGAGAACGGAAACUCCCGAUAGUGGGAAUCAAUCGGAUUAUUUGAUAAUAACCGGUCAACAGACGCAUAAUGGGAAUACCACGCCAUCUACUCCUAUAAAACAACUUCCAUUCAGUCCGUCACAAUUCUUAAAUAGUCUAAGUCCUGAAACAUCCACUUGGCCUCGAGCAAGUACUCCAAAAACUGGUAGCCCUGGUCCUCUCACGACGCCACAGCCGACGGGUUUGCGACGAAGUCAAAAUGAUGGUAAUACACCAAGAACGCCAACGCCCUUUAAAAAUGCUCUAGCUGAGCUCGAGCGACGAAGUGGCGUGACUACACAGUUACCUGCUACACCUAGCCAUUUAGAUGCCUUAACUGAGAUAAUUAAACAAGAAACUGAUCGUGAGAGUCUCGCGAGUACGAGCAACAUCCUUCAGGAUUCUGGAUAUUGCACUACAAGGCGGCGGGGUAAAGAGAACAGUGCUCCUGGUGGAAAAAGGGCACGGAAAGCUCUCUGUCAAGCAUGGGCAAAUGUACCCCAUGACAACACCGACAUGAGUUUUGUCGUUGAAACGCCAAGCAAAAGUUUGGAUACUUCAGUACUGUUCUCGCCAGCGUCCAUGGCAUUAGAAGAUAGUUUCUUAACAGCAGGUCCAAGUCCCGUGAAGACUUCCCACGACUUGUUGUCCGUUCAACGGAAGCCCAAUGCCAAGAGGGCAAUCACGUUCGACGCGCUCGACAGCCCCUGUUGUAUCCUCAGCCCUCUACCUCUGAGGCCGGUUAAACGUGCCAAGUUACAUUUGGAAACGCAGUGGGCCACGGUGGCUUGCGGGCGUACGCGUGAUCAAUUAGAAAUGACACGCGCGGCCCGUCGAUUUCUUAGCAAUCACGGCUUUCUACCUUUACGCCCUCGGUCUCUAAAUUUUUAGAUCUUCCAAGGAAGAUCUAAAAAUCUUUUUUUCUUCUCUUUCUGAUCUUCCUUUACUGAGGUGGGAAUAAUGAAUCUUCGAAGAAUUGGAAACUGGGGGACGGCGAGCACAGGGAGCUUAAUUGUAACUUGCGGUACAAAAAGAAAUAUUAAGAAAAAAAAAAAAAUAAAAAUAAAUAAAAACAAAAAAAAUAAAAUAAAUAAAAACAAACAAAAAAAUAUAAUAAUAAUAAUAAUAAAUAAAUAAACAAGCAACCGAACAAAAGGAUAAAGAAAAAAAUCAUUACGUUAAAACUAGUCGGAGUUAAUCUAAUUAGGCACUUCCGUUUAAGGAAUUCUGCCGUAAUUGUCGAGUGUGUCGAUUAACGAAAGAAAAUAAUUAAGGUGGGAAAGUCGUAUCAAGAGGAAAGAGAGAAAGGUUCACGCUUUACCAACGCUUUUAUUUUUUAUUGCAUUUAAAAAAAAAAAAAUUAUAUAUGUAAGAUAGUAGAACGAAAAGAGAAAAUGAGACAGGAUGAUCCUUUGCUUCCGCAAAAAAUGAAGAAAAAACGAAAAGUUGUUACAGCGUGAUAAUGUUGUUUUGGUUACAAAAAAAAAAGAAAAAAAAAAGAACAAAAAGAAAUAAAAAAUACAAAA